UAUGAAUCCAUAAUAGAAUUAGCAAUUGCCUGUUUCUUUUCCAUAAAAAGCUUAAACGAAUCAAAAUAACGUAGCACCUCAAUAAUUUGGAAUGAUUACACCAUCUGGAUAAGGUCCAUAACCUCAAGUUUAAUCAUUCGGUAUGAUUCAAUAAACUGGCCAAGGUUAAUAACCUUAAUUUGUAAAUUUCUAACCAUCAGGAGGCCAACAAUAAGGCCAACCACCAAAAUUCAACUUAUAACCCACUGAUUAGUUCAAAAAUUAAUAGAAUUUGUAGAAUCCACAAAAAGGACAGGGAUAGCUUUUUCCUCAAACUAAUAAUAAUCCAUCAGCUAAUCCUGGCUUUAAACCAAUACCUGUCUAACCAAACACAAAUGCUGUAAAUCAACAACUACAAACAUAAACUAAUUAACAAAAGCCCGAAAUUAAAGCAACUUUUCCUCUAAAUCCACCUUUUCCUCUAAAUCCAAAUGCUGGUUAAAAUCCAACUUUUGCUUAAAAUCCAAUUGUUGGUUAAAAUCCACCUUUUUCUCUAAAUCCAAAUGCUGGUUAAAAUCCAAUUGUUGGUUAAAAUCAAGCCUUCGCUUAAAAUCAAGCCUUUGCUUAAAAUCAAGCCUUUGCUUAAAAUCAAGCCUUUGCUUAAAAUCAAGCCUUUGCUUAAAAUCAAGCCUUUGCUUAAAAUCCAAAUAUUCCUUAGAUGAUCCAAUAAAAAUUGCAACAAUAACAACCAAGCUAUCCUAAUCCUCAGGUAGUAAAUACUAAUACUAUUAUUAGGUAAAGUAUGAUCCUAUGGAUGUAAAAACUGAAGAUGAUAAAAAGAAAUUAGUAGAGAACUUUGUAUCAUACAUAAGAGAAGGAAAUUUUAUGUUUACAAUUGAAUGUUUGAAGCAAAUCAUAAAUAAUGAUAUCAGAGUAAAAAUCAAAAGUUAAUAAAAUUGAU
Messenger RNA from Paramecium pentaurelia, 940 nucleotides. Lineage: Eukaryota; Ciliophora; Oligohymenophorea; Peniculida; Parameciidae. The record is from the annotation of a GenBank genome assembly.